This is a messenger RNA of Pseudopipra pipra, 664 nucleotides long. It is a transcript of the gene MGST3, whose product is annotated as microsomal glutathione S-transferase 3. Gene Ontology annotation, cellular component: membrane; endoplasmic reticulum; nuclear envelope. The record is from RefSeq and is a predicted model, not a curated record. Lineage: Eukaryota; Metazoa; Chordata; Aves; Passeriformes; Pipridae. Gene Ontology annotation, molecular function: glutathione transferase activity; glutathione peroxidase activity. The transcript is spliced from 6 exons. Bases 118 to 567 code for a protein of 149 amino acids.
CCUGCGGGCGGUGCUGCGGGCGGCCCGGCCCCGCUCCCGCUGCCGCUGCCGCUACAGCUCCCUCUCCGUUCCCGGCUCAGUCCCCGGCUCCGUCCCGCAGCGCGCCCAGGCACCAGGAUGGCUGUUCUCUCCAAGGAGUAUGGGUACGUCAUGCUGACCGGGGCUGCCAGCUUCGUCCUGGUCAUGCAUCUCGCCAUGAAGGUGGGCAAGGCCCGCAAGAAGUACAACGUGGACUAUCCAACCAUGUACAGCACAGACCCUGAAAACGGGCGUAUCUUCAACUGCAUCCAGCGUGCACACCAGAACACGUUGGAAGUUUAUCCCGCCUUCCUGUUCUUUUUAGCCACCGGUGGAAUCUACCACCCGCGGGCUGCCACAGGGCUUGGCAUCGCCUGGAUCAUUGGGAGAAUCCUUUAUGCCCAUGGCUACUACACGGGAGAUCCCAAAAACCGAAGGAGAGGGGCCAUUGGCUCAGUGGCACUCCUUGGGCUACUGGGCACAGGAGUGUGUUCAGCCUGCCAGCACCUGGGCUGGGUCUGCCAAGGGCAGGGCUGCCCAAAAAGCUAAAGGGAGUUUUGUUCUGUUUUCUUCUAGAACACUUCAUUUCCUGUAGAUUUUUUCUUGUCUCAUUCAAUAAAAUGAAAUUUUCAAUUCUGUAUUUUCA